AUGGCAGACAAGCUCAGGGGCAAGUCAUUGAGCCUCGUCAUCGGUCUCAUUGGUGCUGUUGGCUUCGUGCUCCAGGGCUACGAUCAGGCAGUUUGCAAUGGGCUAUUGACGCUGGGUUCCUUCAUUGCUGUCUUCCCUCAGAUCGACACUGUCAAUACUACCGGAAGUCAAGAUUCACACAAUUCUACUAUUCAAGGUACCACGGUCGCAAUCUAUGAAGUCGGAUGUGCACUGGGCGCCGGUUCCUGCGCUUUUCUGGGCGACAGGCUCGGUCGCCGCAAGACCAUCUUCGUGGCAGGCUGCAUCGCUCUGGUCGGUAUAGCUAUCCAGUCGACUCCCUUCUCACUCGGUCAGCUUAUUGCUGGUAGAGUCAUUACUGGCCUCGGCGUGGGCGGUUUCACUGCCACCAUCCCAAUGUACGUCUCGGAGUCAUCUGGCGCAGGAGCCCGUGGUCGGAUGGUGCUGCUGGAAGGAUGGUUCGCAAUCGGCGGCAUUGUCCUCGCAACAUGGUUGGAAUUCGGACUCUACUAUGUCAGUGACAACUCUGUUAGCUGGCGUUUCCCCAUCGCCUUCCAGGGUCUAUUCGCUCUCGUCGUUGUGACAUGUAUCUUGCUCCUGCCAGAGUCCCCGCGUUGGCUUGCGCGUGCUGGAAGAAUGGAUGAAGCAGCUGAAGUGCUAGCCCGCAUGGAAGAUAAGUCGGUUGACUCCGAACAUGUCUUGCAAGAGCUGGAGAUUAUUCGGCAGUCGCUUGUGAUGGAUCAGAACAACGAGUCAACGGGCUCUUCCUCGCCGUUCGCACUCACGAAUAAUGGCCAUCUACACCGGACUGUUAUUGCCGUGGGUGUGAACAUCCUGGCGCAGAUGACCGGUGUCAAUAUCAUCACUUUCUAUUCCGAUACUAUCUUUCAGAAUGAUUUGGGAUACUCGGGCACCAUCGCCCGAAUCAUCACCGGAUGUCUCCAGAUCUGGCAGUUCGUGGCAGCUGGUCUGGCUGUUCUACUCAUUGAUCGAGUUGGACGUCGUCCACUGUUUAUCGCCGCCGCAGCCGGUAUGACUGUUGCCCAGGCUUGUUUGGCCGGACUAUCAAGCGAUCUGAGUAACCACGCUGCAGCGAGUGCAUCCCUCUUAUUCUACUUCAUCGCCUUAUUCUGCUUCCCCAUUGGAUUGUUCCUUGUUCCCUUUAUGUACGCUGCUGAGAUUGCACCCCUACGUACCCGUGCCAAGGUUACGGCCAUGUCGGCUGCGGCAAACUGGCUUUUCAACUUCGUCCUUGCGGAAGUGAGCCCUGUUGGGUUUGCUACUAUCCAUUGGCGUUAUUAUAUUAUCUAUGCAUGUAUCAGUGCUUUCGCCUGUGUCAGCUUCUACCUCUUCUGUCCUGAGACCAAGGGCCGCACAUUGGAAGAGAUUGACGAUAUCUUUGUUCAGUCGAAGUCUGUCUUCGAUACUGUGAGGAUUGCACGGGAGAUGCCUUUCCAGUCAGAGCUGCUGUCUUAUCCUGAUGAUACUGGGAAGGGUGGACUUGAGGAUGCACAGAUUGAGCACGCUUGA
Messenger RNA from Penicillium canescens, 1548 nucleotides. RefSeq names its product sugar porter family MFS transporter. Gene Ontology annotation, cellular component: membrane. Gene Ontology annotation, biological process: transmembrane transport; carbohydrate transport. The record is from RefSeq and is a predicted model, not a curated record. The coding region runs from base 1 to 1548 and encodes 515 amino acids. Lineage: Eukaryota; Fungi; Ascomycota; Eurotiomycetes; Eurotiales; Aspergillaceae. Gene Ontology annotation, molecular function: carbohydrate:proton symporter activity. The transcript has 3 exons.